Pungitius pungitius (ninespine stickleback) is the source of this 4148-nucleotide messenger RNA. It is a transcript of the gene ahi1, whose product is annotated as Abelson helper integration site 1. The record is from RefSeq and is a predicted model, not a curated record. The transcript is spliced from 27 exons. The coding region runs from base 163 to 3786 and encodes 1207 amino acids. Gene Ontology annotation, cellular component: ciliary basal body. Gene Ontology annotation, molecular function: protein binding. Gene Ontology annotation, biological process: motile cilium assembly. Lineage: Eukaryota; Metazoa; Chordata; Actinopteri; Perciformes; Gasterosteidae.
CCUCGCUCCGCCCCCACGCCAGCCUAGCUGUGGUUGACUUGGAAACCGUCUCGGCGUCGUUGGUGAAGUUGGAGGACAGCACAAUCACUGCAGGGAUGAAAUUCCCCCUGCUUGGAACACCUUUUGCAUUCAGAAUGAGAUAAUACACAGUGGUGGCUGAGGAUGCUAGUAGGUGCGACUGGAGACCGGGCAACGACCCGCGAAAGAUUCAAUGAAGUCCUCAAGAAAUACUCUGAAUCAGACAAGAAAAAGUUCAAGAAAAAAAAAGCAGAAUCUCAGGAGACUAUUGUGCUUCAGAAUCUAAAAAAGAAUCUCAACCUUGAGAAGGACACAGAAGAUGAUGAGGCCAUCCUCCAGAACACAUAUCACCCUGAGCAGGGCAGCCCUCGCUACACCAAGAAUAAGCAAAGAGAAAGGGAAACAGCCGAAAAGGUUAACAACAAAACUACAAACCAAGAGGAGAGUCCGACGCCAAAAGGCAAGAGGAAAAGCAGGAGAGAUCUUCCCCCCCUUUCUCUACCUGAGGAUACCAAAAGUUACAUCCAGAAGGUUGCAGAGGCUUCCAACGCCGAGAUUGCUGUGGAGCCAAAUUAUGUAGGUGGUGGAAAGGGACCAAAGCGGAAAAGUAAAAAGGCAAAAAGCAGGGGAGAUACAGAGGCAAACGCAGUGAGUCAUGUGGAGGAUGCAGAGGACAAGCUUCUGAAAGAAUACCAGCAGCAGAUUGCACAGAAGGAGGAAAGGACUUUAAAGACACUAAGCAACAAGAAUGAGGAUAAGCGUGUUCUCCCCCAAAAUGUUUCACUCAAUAAUGAUGUCGGAAAGAAGAAAAAGAAAAAGCUCAAAUCUGUAAUCACACAGUCGGAAGUAGGGGAUGAAGAUGCGGAUCAGGAUGCUGAUGUGGACAACGAAACAGAAUCCAAGGGAAAGAAGAAGAAAAAGAAAAAAAAACAUGUUGUCAAAGAAGAGAGUGAAGCUGAGGCAGAAGUCCCACAGAAACCAGCAUUCGAUGACAGCCUUGUGCUUGGAGUGUUCGUCCACAGAACCGAUCCCCUCAAGACGGACCUACUGAUCUCACACCCUAUGGUGAAGAUACAUGUCGUCAACGAAAUCACUGGACAGUAUGUGAAGAAAGAAGACUGCCAUCGGCCAGUCUCCUCAUUUUAUGAGCAAGAUAACGUUGACCACAUACUCCCCAUCAUGACUCAGCCGUUUGACUUCAAGAAGAACAAAUCAAUCAUCCCUGAGUGGCAGGAACAGAUCAUCUUCAAUGAACGCUUUGGCUACUUUGUGGAACAAAAUGAUGAAAGCCCCCGAGUUAUACUUUUCUUUGAAAUUCUAGACUUCAUAACUAUGGAAGAAGCCAGAGCCAAUGUGGAGGUUGACCAGCAUGAGCGAGGAUUCAGAAAAAUUGCUUGGGCUUUCCUUAAGCUCGUCGGCACAAAUUCUGUGCUGAAUAUUGACAGUAAACUUCGCCUCCAGCUCUUCUUCCCUCCGCCUCGGGCAAAGAGACAACCCAAAACUAUUGAGGUGGUCGAGUGGUGGAGGAAGUACCCUCGAAACAAAUACGCAUCCACCCUUUAUGUCACGGUGAAAGGCAUUAAGCUCCCCGAGCAUGUGGACCCCGGUAUUCGUUCCAUGAUGGCUCUGCAGGAGGAGAGGGGCAGCACCUCCUACAAUGACCUGCAGAAUGAGGUCACCAAGAGAAGCCUCACACAGCCUCUAGGCAGCAAGCCGCCAGCCUUGAGAUGGAGCAGGCUGCCUGGACAGGUCUGUCGGAUUCCUAACAAGUCCAUGCUGUCGUUCCGCGGUGGUCGGAUGGGCUGCUUCACGUUGCUCUUCUCUCAUGGCGGCACCAUGCUGGCGGCUGCUUGUGCCGACACGGAUGCUUUCCCUGUAAUAGUGUAUGAGAUUCCCUCUGGCCACGCAUUGGCUGCUUUCAGUGGUCAUCUCAAAAUAGUCUAUGAUCUCUGUUGGUCCAGAGACGAUGUGAGCCUUUUGUCUGCCUCCUCUGAUGGAACUGUGAGAGAGUGGAACGUGGAGAGGCUUCAGGGAGCGGCCCAGAAGGUCCUCCCUCACCCAUCCUUUGUGUACUGCGCUCAGUACCACCCCACAGCCCAGAGCCUGGUGGUGACGGGGGGCUUUGACUCUCUGGUGCGAGUGUGGAGGCUUGAUGUCGAUGAUGUGAACGGCCAGCUGCUGCAGGAGUUUGAGGGUCACAACAGUUUCAUCAACUCCAUUUGUUUUGACUCUGAAGGAAGGAGAAUGUUCUCGGCCGACAAUACCGGGCUCAUCCUUGUGUGGAAAACUACAAUAAGUGACAGCAAGCGGCAUCAGCCAUGUCAUCACUGGUGUAUAGAGAAGAAAAUUGAUGAGAGUGACCUCAGGGGUGUACCCAUCAACAUGUUGCAGCUCCACCCAAACGGGCGGUGCCUGCUCAUUCAUGCAAAAGACAGUGUCCUGAGGGUGAUGGACCUGAGAAUCUUGGUUGUGAAGAAGUACACCGGAGCCACAAACUACAGAGAGAGGGUUUUCAGCACUUUUACGCCAUGUGGGAACUUCAUCUUCUCCGGUAGCGAGGAUGGGAUGGCAUAUGUCUGGAACACAGACACAGGGGACCAAGUUGCAGUCUAUUCUGAACUUUUGUACCCCACUGCUCUCCAUGGCGUGUCCUUCCACCCUCAUGAAAACAUGGUUGCUUUCAGCGCCUUCGGCCGGGGUCAGCCUGUCCGCCUGUACCUGUACGAUCGCAAAGUUUCCCAGCUGGAGGCCCACAAUUUAAAAGCUGCGAGCCGAUCGGCUUCAGCAGACACCAGAACUAUGAGAAGCACGCCCGACCCACCAGCGUUACAGGACACAUCUGUGGCUUCAACCAUGGAUCAGUUUGCCCAGGCAACAAGACUUGCAAUGAAAAUGCAAUGUGUGAAGGAGCAACUGGAUUCAGUACUUGAGCCAAAUCAGAGGCCCUCGACUUCUGAAUACAUUUAUGAGCAAGACAAAAGGAGCAUUGCUCACAGAGGGAGGGGCUUCACGAUAGAUUCUGGCACAACGGGAUUAAGUGCUUCGGUACUUCCUCUGUCCCUCUUGUCGCCGCACUCCGGUUCUCUGGCGGAGCAGCUUAUCCCUCAGGCAGCUCUGAGCACCCGAUAUCGGGGUUUCAGUCCAGUCAGUCAUCAUCUGAAAGGAGCUUCGAGGCUACACACGAGCCAAGCUGAGCACAUAUCUUCAGGCAUCCAUGGGGAAACAGAUUCUAUCCCCGUUCAACAAGUAGUCGUCUCGCUGUACGAUUACACAGCCAAUCGGUCCGAUGAACUGAACCUCUGCCGCGGUGAUGUCAUCCAAGUGCUGUACAAAGACAAUGACAACUGGUGGUUCGGGCAUCUGGCCAACGGGCAGCAGGGAUAUUUUCUAGCUUCUUAUGUAGCAGAUCAGAGAGAUUUCGAUGAAGAGGGAACUGAGUCUGUUGGGGCGAGAGCCGCCUUGUCUGAAGGGACCGUUGAGAGGUCAACACCAACCAGGGUAUCUGGUGCAAUCAGUUCUUCUGGGGAACUUAAGUUUCUUUCUGAGCCGACCCUUUCUGACACCGAACCAGAGCUGACCGAUGCCAGGGCGAGAAGGAAAAAGAAGGUGAAACGGUCAGGAGUUCCUGCACCUUCGUCUCAAGCCACAUUUUCAGAUGCAGAUAUUCCGAGAGGGACGAGCAGCAGGAGGAGAGGAAGAUCCACAGAGAGGCCCCUCCCAAAGAGGCCGACCGGGCGGAGUAAUGGGGCCUUUGAGCCCGACACAUAAACCCACACACUGCUGUUUGAGUGCUUUCAGCCUUACUCUGUUUUAUGUAUUUUUAACAUAUUGUUUUUUCUACUUGAUUCAGUAUAUUUUGUAUGUACAUAAUACAGAUUGAUCAAUGAAAUGUAAAGACUUCUUCAAAAGAGUUCUAGGAAUUAUUCUCCCAUGUUUUACAUAUUUAACCAUAAAUUGGCUGUUUACACUUUUAGGCAUAGAAGGUAUCGGAAACUACAUUUCUGUAGUGUUUUAUUUUAUUUUAUUAGCCUCUUUAUAGUUAAUGUUACACAGCUAUAUACAAAUACAGAUUAUUUCUUUCAAAAUGUCUAAUGUCAUGUAAAGUCCCACUAUUAAAAUCUAAAAUCUGC